AUGGCCUCCUCCGCCUCCGUCUCCGGCGCCCACCACCGCGUCCUCCUCCCCUGCUCCCCGCGCCGCCUCCCCCGCCCCCGCCCGCGCACGCGCGCGUGGCCCCGCUCCGGCCGCCUCCGCCUCGUCGCCUGCCACGCGGACACCCUCCUCCCGUCCUCCUCCACCCACGCGCCCGCCGCGUGCCCCUCCACCGCCUCCGCCAACGGGUUCUCCGACUGGCUGAGGGAGCACGGGCUGCCGCCGGGCAAGGUCGCCAUCCUUGACCGCCCCGUCCCGUGCUUCCGGGAGGGCAAGGACCUGCCGCUGCACUACGUCGCCGCUGGCCAGGAUCUCGAGGCGGGGGAUGUGGCGUUCGAGGUGCCCAUGUCGCUCGUCGUUACGCUGGAGAGGGUGCUCGGCGACGAGUCCGUCGCUGAAUUGCUAACGACAAACAAAUUAUCUGAGCUGGCAUGCUUGGCUUUGUAUCUCAUGUAUGAGAAAAAGCAAGGAAAAGAUUCAUUUUGGUAUCCUUACAUUAAGGAGCUUGAUCGGCAGCGAGGAAGGGGGCAACUAGCUGUAGAAUCUCCUCUCUUGUGGACCGAAAACGAACUGAACUACCUGAAGGGCAGCCCCAUCAGGGAUGAAGUUUUUGCAAGAGAUGAGGGAAUAAGGAGAGAGUAUAAUGAGCUUGAUACAUUGUGGUUCAUGGCAGGUUCAUUGUUUCAGCAAUAUCCGUUUGACAUACCUACCGAGGCUUUUCCAUUUGAGAUCUUCAAGCAGGCUUUUGUUGCAGUACAGUCUUGUGUGGUCCAUUUGCAGAAAGUUAGUUUAGCUCGAAGAUUUGCACUAGUUCCAUUGGGUCCACCACUCUUGACAUACAAGAGCAACUGCAAAGCUAUGCUGACAGCUGGUGGUGAUUCUGUUCGGUUGGUUGUGGAUCGACCAUACAAAUCAGGAGAACCAAUAAUCGUUUGGUGUGGGCCACAGCCAAACUCUAGACUGCUCCUCAACUACGGAUUUGUUGACGAAGACAAUCCAUAUGAUCGCGUAGUAAUUGAGGCAUCCCUAAACACAGAAGAUCCUCAAUUCCAAGAGAAAAGAAUGGUUGCUCAAAGAAAUGGAAAACUGGCUAUCCAAAAUUUCCACGUCUGUGUAGGUAAAGAGAAGGAAACAAUUGCAGAAAUGCUGCCCUAUUUGAGGCUAGGAUAUAUUUCAGAUCCAGAUGAAAUGCAAGCCAUACUUUCUUCCGAAGGUGAUACAUGUCCAGUCAGUCCAUGCACAGAACGAGCAGUACUUGACCAACUUGUUGGAUACUUGGAAUCACGAUUGGCUGGCUAUCCAACAACUUUGGAUGAGGAUGAAGCUAUGUUGGAAGAUGGCAAUUUGGAACCAAAAAAGGAAGUUGCCACUAGGCUUGUAAGAUCGGAGAAGAAAUUGUUGCAUAGUUGUCUCCAGGCUGCUAAUGAUUUAAUAAAUAAUUUGCCUGACCACACUGUGUCACCUUGCCCUGCUCCAUUUGCUCCUGAACUGAAAUAAGUAAUCACACAAUGAGCAUCAGUCCUUGCAACAUGGAUGCCAGUUCAAGCAGCGUUCUCCUUAAUGAUCACAUCCAGUUGAAGUACAUCUGUAGAAGGGUGUACCGCGUGGUUUUAGCCAAAAUCCGCCACUGGUUGAACCGAGGAAAUCUGAAGUCUGGCUGAUGGGUGUCCGCAUGUAGAUUUGGCAAUUAGUUGCAUUGCACAUAAGUGUGCACGGAUGUUUUGUUAACCUAGUGGCUGUUAUAUUCACUGAGUAGUUUCUGUACAUUUUGAUGAUUGGGAGAUAGGAACACCAAUGAUGUACAUGUUCGGUCUCAUUGUUGAGAGAGAUUUUGGGAGCCGUCAUGAUUUCUGCAAUUCUCUUUUUCAUGAGCUUCUGAUUUUAGCUAGCUCAUUCUGACUACAUGGCAGCAGAGAAUUGUAUAAAGCAGCUUACACAGGAAUUGCUAUGGAUUUGGAAUAUUUCAUCCA
This is a messenger RNA of Oryza brachyantha (malo sina), 1988 nucleotides long. RefSeq names its product fructose-bisphosphate aldolase-lysine N-methyltransferase, chloroplastic. Gene Ontology annotation, cellular component: chloroplast stroma. Gene Ontology annotation, biological process: peptidyl-lysine monomethylation. Lineage: Eukaryota; Viridiplantae; Streptophyta; Magnoliopsida; Poales; Poaceae. Gene Ontology annotation, molecular function: protein-lysine N-methyltransferase activity. The record is from RefSeq and is a predicted model, not a curated record. The transcript is spliced from 14 exons. The coding region runs from base 1 to 1515 and encodes 504 amino acids.